AUACAAAAAAAAAAAUUAAAAAAAUACGGAGGCCUCUCCAUUCAAAUUUUCUUUCUGCCCGUUUCGAAAUCUGAUUGUGUUGCGUGCUGGUGGAGCUAUAUAUACUAAUGAAUCAACAGCAUUUUUGGAAUUCUGUGGAUUCCACCCUUCGAGAGCUGCUGGUGCUGGCAGAAGAUAUGGACAUUCACCGGAGCAAGAUGGAGGAGGCGGCACGCGACAAGCCGAGGGCUACGCUCGCGCCGGCGCUGGCCGCUUCGGAGAUCGAGGAGUUCUUCGUGGCCAUGGAGGGCAAGCUCCUGCAAUAUUACAAGGACAAGUAUAAUUAUGAUUUUGUCGAGGACGAGCCAAUGGGAGGACGGUACGAGUGGCAUCAGAUUGAAGCCUUGAAGACUGAGUGAUGAGUGCUGUUCUAAUUGAGUUUAUUCUUGGCUGUUUGGGGAAUAAUUUGACUGGUCAUCUUGGGAAUUAUCUCUCUCAUGUUCGGCUAGGGUUUACUCUGUUGUUUCCCUUUUGUCAUGUACAGUCUUCGUCAUGUGUUUAGGAUUCAUCAUUAUUAUGGUGAAGAAUGAUAAUAAACAUGAAUUGGUAG
Molecule: messenger RNA, 589 nt
Organism: Rhodamnia argentea
Lineage: Eukaryota; Viridiplantae; Streptophyta; Magnoliopsida; Myrtales; Myrtaceae
Product: cyclin-dependent kinase inhibitor 1-like
Exons: 2
Coding region: 108-398 (96 amino acids)
Biological process (GO): negative regulation of cyclin-dependent protein serine/threonine kinase activity
Cellular component (GO): nucleus
Molecular function (GO): cyclin-dependent protein serine/threonine kinase inhibitor activity
Source: RefSeq, a predicted model, not a curated record